Drosophila willistoni is the source of this 8105-nucleotide messenger RNA. It is a transcript of the gene l(3)80Fj, whose product is annotated as eIF-2-alpha kinase activator GCN1. The transcript has 4 exons. Gene Ontology annotation, cellular component: cytosol. Lineage: Eukaryota; Metazoa; Arthropoda; Insecta; Diptera; Drosophilidae. Gene Ontology annotation, biological process: regulation of translation; cellular response to amino acid starvation. Gene Ontology annotation, molecular function: protein kinase regulator activity; protein binding. The record is from RefSeq and is a predicted model, not a curated record. Bases 49 to 7956 code for a protein of 2635 amino acids.
CAGGCAGUGUCAGUGUCAUCUCGAUUUUUAAUCACACGUUUUGUGAAUAUGGCUGAUGGACAGUUGGCAAACGCUUUGCGCGAUUUACCCAACAGGGUACUAAAUGUCCCUGUGGAAGAGCGUUCGACGUUAUUUCAAAAUGUAUGUGCCGUGCUGACAAACCCCGGCAUUAAUUCUUCAAUAGUUCGAGGUAUUUGUAAAGUGAUCGGAACAACGAUUGCUAAAUAUAAGGAUCCUCCAUCUCAGCUUCUAGUUCGAAAACUGAUAUCCGAGCUAGUUAAGGUUCAUCAUGAUUUAACCAUUGAGCAUAUGUUAAAUGUGUUCAAGACGCUAUUGUUCAAAGAGUUUCCAUCAACAUCGCCGCAGAAAUCGUCAAAGCCAGCUUGUGUGGCUUUAGGAUGGAUAGCAUUAAUUAUAAAGCAAUCGGAUGCCGAUUCCAACAUAUUUAAAACCGAAAAGCAGCGUUUUAUUGAAUAUCAGUCGCUGCUCUAUCAAAUCGCUCUAACGGCCCCAAAUCCACGAAUUACGGAAGCUGCUACAAAAAUCUUAUUCGAGUUAUGGGAUAAUAAUUGUGUUUUUGAUGACACUCUUGAUAUCCUAUUUCGCAUGGAGCCCAAUUCAAAUGUCGCAAUUAUGCUAAUGAUGAUGAUACGAUUUGAGAGCAAAAGCACAGAAUCGGCUAUAUUAAAAACACAUAAAAACAAAAUUUCUGAUAUCUUUGUAAAAAGUAUGAUUUCAUCUAAAAGCAAGCCUCACAAAUCAUUCAUAAUAUGCUGCGAACCAUUUCUGGCCUCUCUAGUGGAGUCUGAAUUUGAUUCACAAAUAUAUCCUCCUCUGCAGCGGGCAAUCUUGAGAAGUCCUGAAAAUACGCUAGAAAGUGUUGGUGUUAUUGUUGAUAUAGUAAAUGUCGAUUGUAGUCGAUAUGCUAAUCAGAUUGGAAAGAUAUUGAUUCAAAAUCUAUAUAGCAAAGGAGAUGCAGCCCGACGCGAAUCACUGGAAUCGUUAAAAUCUUUGGCAAGGAAAUGCUCAGAUGUUCUCGUUGUCAAGGAGUUAUUGCAGCGUAUAUUUUCGGUUUUAAAUGGAUCUGAUGGCAAGAUAAAUGUGGUCGAGUACAGAAUUAAUUUAAUCCAGGGUGCAGGCUAUUUGAGCUUCAAUAAUGUGUCUCAGGACAAUAUGCAUAAUAUAUUGGACGAAGCAGUGAAUCUAUUUUGGAAGGCUCUUGAAGCCGAAACACAGGAGCGGGUUAUAUGCUCUACCUUAGACAUGUUUGGCCUAUGGACUGAAAAGUUUCGAUGCGAGUUACCCGCUGUUAUUAUAAAUAUUUUCAAAACUGGUGUGGAGCAGAAGAACACAAGUCAGGCUAUUAGACAGAGCUACCUGGAUUGGAUGCUGUCUUCAAUUCAAAACACAGUGAUUAAUAAUCCAAGUAAUAUUGUACCAACCCUCAUUACCUUAUAUAGUAGCGCAAUGCAAAACGUUUCGCAAUUGAGCUAUACAUCUGAGGCAGCAUGUAUCGCUUGCAUUUUGUUGAUUUUGGAGAAACCGUCGGAGAAUAAUGGAUCGUUUUGGAGCUCUAUAUUCGACAUGAACAAAGUGUGCUUCUUCAAUGAAAAGUUCUUAACCACGGCCACUCCAGAGACAUUGUGUCAUAUUUCAUUGCUUGCAAAAAUAUUCCUUAAACAAUAUCCAGAUAAAAUUAAGGGACCAAUAGACCAAUUGUAUCGUGCCAUAGUGUAUAAUAUCUGCAACAAUUCCGCCAAGGUUCGCACAUUCACAAUAGGCCAAGUAAAAGAAAUCACUAAAGGUUCAGGAGCUAUAGAAUUUGUUAGGACUGCGUUAACUGAAUUCGGUCGGCGUAUAAAUGUAGCCAAAAUUCAAUACGAAAGCAGCGAUUGUACUGACCAAUCUAGCACCCCAUCUCAGGCAUUUGUUAAAGCUUUAGAAGUUUUAAGCUACUUGGAAAACGUCAGCAAUGAAGAGUCAAUGGAAUUAGCCCUGCAACUCUUAAGUAUUUCGCAUCAUCCAGCAAUUGUAACCAAUAAUCCGUUCUUUUGGGAAACCACCAUCCAACAGCAUUUUCAAAUAAGUUCUAAAGAGUUUAUUACAAAGAAGAAACAAGAAAUCAUAACAGAAUUUAUUGAAAACUUUGAAGUGAGCACAACCUAUGAAAAUAUCAUAUCAACAUUGGUUCGAAUUAGUCCUGACAUUAUAGUGCCCAUUGUUGUAUCCAAGUUCAAAGUAUAUCUUCAGGAUGCUCAAAAUGUAUCGGUCACAAACGAAGAAUACCUAACUUAUUUAACACCCGAUGGAGAACUUUACGAUAAGAGUGUGAUACCUCAUAUCGAUGCACAGUAUGCCACAGUUGGUGUAAAACGUGAAAACAAAGUGUAUAGCUACAAGGAACAGCUGGAGGAAAUCCAAUUGCGUCGAGAAAUUGACGAGAAGCGUCAGAAAGAAGGCAAAUCGAAAACUAUCAAGCUGACCCAGAAGCAAGAGGAGCUAAUCAAGAAUCAAACGGAAAAGGAACUUCGUAUUAAGAUUCGUCUUCAACAAUUGUUUGAAAAAUUAAUGUGUAAAAUAUCUUUGUUUAAAGCCUCUUGUGCUGGAAACUGCGAAUAUAUUGCUUUAUACUUCCAUACCAUAUUAGAUGAUAUUCUAAAAGCAACUGAAAGCCCUUUGAGUGCUGAGCCAUUGACAAACUUAUACUACUUUUUGCAUGAGAUGUGUCUUAAGGAUCAGCAAGAUUUGUCACGUGACAUUGCUAUUGCCACUAUAAAGCUUCAGAAACCUACGUUCGAUUUGAAAGAAGAAUGGAUUGCAUUCAAUUUAAAUGAGAAAAUUGAAAGUAUUGUUGCAAGUUUAAGGAAAUUAACGCUUGUCAAUGAUAAUUAUUUAGACGCACCGUCAUUCUCGUAUACGUUUGAAUUUCUAAAACGUGCAAUUUUAUUCCUUAACAUUGAAUCUAAUGAAGAACUUGUAUUAACCAUCAUACAAUUGAUUGAAGUGCAUGCGCAGCACAAGGAAACCGAACGCAAUCAUCCUAAGUACUUGCCAAGAUUGGGUAUGUUUGAAAUAUUACUUUAUCUAAUCAAGAAAAACAAUAAAGUACAAGUGCAGGCGAUUUGCGCAAUUCUAGAAGUUGCAAAAUCGUCAUCUGGCGGCAGUUCAAAUGCUAAUCCUGAUAAUCAAAUAAUCGAUUUAUUUCUUAAAUCUCUGCAGAGUUAUAUAGACACAGUCAGAGAUGUCGCAUUGCGGACUCUGCAAAUAAUGAUUGAGGCCAUUGUUGAUCAUUUGAAUAGCAAUGACGACCUGAAGAAGGAAAUUAUUGCAAGGCUUUGGAUUGCUAAGUUUGAUGUAACACCCGAAAACGAAGACUUGGCCAUCAGUCUAUGGGAUAGCUCUAAUCUUCCAUUUCCAGAAUUCGACGAUAUUCUUUCUGAUAUAACCCAUCCGCAAUUGUGUAUCCAAAAAGCAUCAGCCGAGGCCCUAAUACCUCUUAUACAACGUGACCAAACAUUAAUGAAAUAUGGAAUCAAGAAGUUAUUGGAAAUAUACAAUGAAAAACUCACAAUGAUACCACCAAUUUUGGAUCAAUUUGAUCGGGAAAUCGAACCAGCUAUGGACGAAUGGAAGCCAAGGAGAGGAGUUGCUAUUGCUUUUUCACGUAUUGCUCAAUUUUUGUCGGUCGAUGAUAUCAAUUAUAUUAUGCAAUUUAUGGUAUCGCAAGGGCUUGGUGAUCGUGAGGAAAUUGUUCACAAGGAAAUGCUAGCAGCUGCAUUAAAGAUUGUCGAUAUACAUGGCAAAGAGACGAUUGUUAGCUUAUUACCAGUGUUUGAGGAAUUUCUGGAUAAAGCACCAAAAUCACAAAGUUUUGAUAACAUACGUCAGGCUGUUGUUAUUCUAAUGGGCUCGUUAGCUCGACAUUUGGAGAAGGAUGAUAAACGCAUUGAUCCGAUUGUUAAACGUUUGCUAAUGGCACUUUCUACACCCUCCCAGCAAGUACAGGAGGCGGUAUCCAAUUGUUUGCCACAUCUUAUGCCUUCCGUUAAAGAUGAAGCACCAGCUAUGAUUAAAAAACUGUUGCAUUCGUUGGCGAAAUCGGAAAAAUAUGGAGAAAGACGUGGUGCUGCCUAUGGUAUAGCCGGUAUAGUCAAAGGUCUUGGAAUUCUGUCGCUUAAACAAUUGGAUAUUAUGUCCAAACUGACCACAUACAUUCAAGAGAAGAAGAACUACAAAUCCCGUGAAGGAGCUCUAUUUGCAUUUGAGGUAUUAUGCACAACACUUGGACGCCUAUUCGAGCCAUAUAUUGUCCAUGUUCUACCACAUCUAUUGCAAUGCUUUGGUGAUCCUUCGCAAUAUGUUCGACAAGCUGCCGAUGACACAGCCAAAGUGGUUAUGGGAAAAUUGUCAGCUCAUGGUGUAAAGCUUAUUCUACCAUCGCUCUUGGACGCACUGGAUGAAGAUUCAUGGAGGACAAAGACGGCAUCUGUCGAACUUCUCGGAGCUAUGGCAUUCUGUGCACCGAAGCAGCUGUCGUCUUGUCUGCCGAGUAUAGUUCCGAAAUUAAUUGAAGUACUUGGUGACUCGCACACCAAAGUGCAGGAGGCUGGUGCCGAUGCCCUUAAGGUGAUUGGAUCUGUCAUCAAAAAUCCAGAAAUUCAAGCGAUUGUACCAGUUUUAUUGAAGGCUCUAGAGGAUCCAUCUAACAACACAUCUGCAUGCCUACAAAGCUUAUUAAAAACCAAAUUUGUGCACUUUAUUGAUGCUCCUUCUCUGGCUCUUAUUAUGCCGGUCGUUCAGAGGGCAUUUAUGGAUCGAUCAACAGAAACAAGGAAGAUGGCUGCUCAAAUUAUUGGAAACAUGUACUCGCUUACCGAUCAGAAGGACCUGGCCCCCUAUCUGCCAAGUAUAAUACCAGGCCUAAAGUCAUCAUUGCUGGAUCCUGUGCCCGAAGUGAGAGCCGUUUCUGCCCGUGCUCUUGGUGCUAUGGUUAAGGGAAUGGGUGAAUCAUCAUUUGAAGAUUUGCUGCCUUGGCUAAUGCAAACUCUGACAUCUGAAUCGAGCAGUGUUGAUCGAAGCGGAGCUGCCCAAGGUCUAUCCGAGGUCGUUGGCGGUCUUGGUGUGGAAAAAAUGCACAAGCUUAUGCCCGAAAUAAUUGCCACUGCAGAGCGAGUGGAUAUCGCUCCACACGUUAAGGAUGGUUACAUUAUGAUGUUCAUCUACAUGCCCGGAGCGUUCCCAAAAGAAUUUACACCCUACAUUGGACAAAUUAUUAAUCCGAUUCUGAAAGCUCUAGCUGAUGAAAGUGAAUAUGUGCGUGAAACUGCAUUGAAAGCAGGACAGCGGAUUGUCAAUCUUUAUGCUGAAACUGCAGUGGCUCUUUUAUUGCCUGAGCUUGAGAAGGGACUUUUUGACGACAAUUGGCGCAUUAGAUAUAGCUCAGUUCAAUUACUAGGUGAUUUACUGUAUCGCAUAUCAGGAGUAUCUGGAAAAAUGACAACGGAAACGGCCAGCGAAGAUGACAAUUUCGGAACCGAGCAAUCCCACACAGCUAUUAUUCGUUUCUUGGGCGAUGAACGUCGUAACAGAGUGUUAUCCGGUUUAUAUAUGGGCCGCAGUGACGUGUCCCUGAUGGUACGUCAAGCAGCAUUGCAUGUGUGGAAAGUUGUGGUUACAAAUACACCACGUACUCUGCGUGAGAUUCUGCCCACAUUGUUUGGCCUCUUGCUGGGUUGUUUGGCCAGCACCAGUUAUGAUAAAAGACAAGUUGCAGCUCGGACUCUGGGAGACUUGGUGCGAAAACUUGGCGAAAGAGUUUUACCCGAAAUUAUACCCAUUCUAGAAAGUGGAUUAAACUCUGAUCAUCCUGAUCAAAGGCAGGGCGUUUGUAUUGGAUUGUCAGAAAUUAUGGCAUCGACAUCAAAGGAAAUGGUUCUGUCAUUUGUACAUAGUUUGGUUCCAACCGUACGCAAAGCUCUGUCGGAUCCUUUGCCAGAAGUUCGUGAAGCGGCUGCAAAAACAUUCGAGUCCCUGCAUAGUACUGUUGGUUCUCGGGCUCUCGAUGAUAUUCUUCCCUUUAUGUUGGAAGGUCUUUCGGAUCCAGAUCCAUUGGUCGCCGAAAACACUUUGGAUGGAUUGCGUCAAGUGAUGUCCAUUAAAUCAAGAGUUGUGCUUCCCUAUCUUGUUCCGCAAUUGACUGCUCCACCUGUGAAUACAAAGGCGUUGUCUAUACUUGUGUCUGUUGCUGGUGAUGCGUUAACAAAAUAUUUGCCCAAAAUAUUGUCUGCAUUGUUGGACGCUCUAUCAGAAUCACAUGGCACAGCCAAUGAGGCUCAGGAACUGGAAUAUUGCCAAACUGUCAUAUUAUCGGUAACUGAUGAGGUUGGCAUCAGGACAAUCAUGGAUACUCUUAUGGUUUCUGCCAAAUCUGAUGAUUUGUGUACACGAAAAUCUUCUGCUAGUUUAUUGUCAGCGUUUUGCAUUCAUUCACCUGGAGAUUAUUCACAAUACAUUCCUCAGAUUCUGCGUUGUCUGCUCAGACUAAUGGCUGAUAACGAUAAGGAAAUUCUACAAAAAUCAUGGGAAGCUCUCAAUGCUGUAGUUAAGGGAUUGAAUUCGACUCAACAAAUUGCCUAUGUCAGCGAUGUGCGUCAAGCUGUGAGAUUCGCUGCCAGUGAUCUAAAGGAGAAGGAGUUGCCAGGAUUUUGCUUACCCAAGGGCAUUACGCCACUUUUACCCGUUUUCCGGGAAGCUAUUCUCAACGGUUUGCCUGAGGAAAAAGAAAAUGCCGCCCAAGGACUAGGCGAAGUUAUCUUCCUUACGAGUGCACAAUCUCUGCAACCAUCGGUCGUACAUAUCACUGGACCAUUGAUUCGUAUUUUGGGAGAUCGUUUCAAUUCUGGUGUCAAAGCAGCUGUUCUGGAAACAUUGGCCAUACUGCUUCACAAAGUGGGAGUAAUAUUGAAACAGUUCUUACCACAACUUCAAACCACUUUCCUUAAAGCGCUCCAUGACCAAAAUCGAAAUGUGCGCAUGAAGGCUGGCAAAGCUCUUUCCGAAUUGGUGGCAAUACAUUCAAGAGCCGAUCCGCUGUUUAAUGAAAUUCACACUGGCAUUAAGAAUUCCGAUGACUCUGCUGUCCGAGAAACUAUGUUGCAUGCCCUUCGAAGCAUACUUACCCCGUCUGGCGAUAAAAUGUCCGAACCCAUUAAAAAACAAGUGUUUGGUACUCUGUUGAAUAUGAUUGGACAUUCAGAGGAUGUAACACGAAAUGCUGUUGGCGGUUGUUUGGGAGCUAUGCUAAAGUAUAUGCCAUCAGCUCAAAUUAGCGAUUUCUUGAAUAAUAAUGUGUUGGCCGAAAAUUCUGAUGAUCCAUUGGUCAAGCAUGGCUUUACAAUUGUUCUAUUUGUUGCCCUAAAAGAGUGUCCAAGUGAAGUGUUGACACCAAAAUUACAAGAUGGAAUCAUAGCCAAUAUUUUAGGUAAUAUUUCAUCAGACAAAGUGCCGAUUGCUUGCAAUGCAAUUCGAGCUGCCACAUAUCUUUUGCAGCAUGUCCUUUCUAGUAGAGGUGAAAUCCCAAAUAGUAUUGUUGUAGCAUUAUCUAGGGCAAUGAAUCAUACAAGCAACGAUGUUAAACAAUUGGUUGCAAAGAGUUGCACUCAUCUAUCAAAAAGUCUAACUGCUGAUGAGAUUAAUUUGGAAGUGAUGAAAUAUUUGGUUACCAUGUUAGUGAACGGUACAAAAGAAAAGAAUGGAUAUGUUAAAUCCAACUCAGAAUUGGCCCUAAUUUCUAUAUUAAGGUUAAGAACUGAUGACACAACCUAUUCAAAAACAGCUGAUAUCUUAGAAUCUGGAGCCAAAGAGUCAUUGAGCGAAGUUGUGACAAAAGUUUUGAAAAAGGUAGCAGCACAGACACCAGUUAAGGAAGAAGAACUCGAUGAUACGCUGCAAACAUAAUCAUCGUACUUAGCCACAUACAACAUAUUACACCGGUUUUUGUCAGAAACUGAAAAAGACCAUAGUUUUAAAAAACUUAGUAAAAGUUAUGUACACCUUUUUUGUAAACAAUUGCGCAACACAAAUAAAACAUUUUUACUAUAAUCGUA